Messenger RNA from Anopheles moucheti, 1150 nucleotides. Its product is annotated as kielin/chordin-like protein. Lineage: Eukaryota; Metazoa; Arthropoda; Insecta; Diptera; Culicidae. The record is from RefSeq and is a predicted model, not a curated record. The transcript is spliced from 5 exons. The coding region runs from base 257 to 1120 and encodes 287 amino acids.
AGUACCCGGCGACACGAUCCCGCGCGCGCACCGCUACAAUUUGUCGUGGCUGUAUAAAAGUUUCCGCGAGCCGCCAAAACGCAGUCAGUACGCAGCCAGCGGAAAGCGUAACCGGCGGUGCCGUUUGUUUCUUUUUGCCUCUUUCUAGUGUCGUAAUCACCAAAACCACCGUACCAUUAGUUCAGUGCAACGUGUGUUGGUACGCGACGCGCAAUUUCCAGCACCAGGAAGUGAAUAGUUUUUCUCCGGUGAAAAGAUGUGGAACGGUAUUGUUAGUGGUUUGGUUGUGGUCGCGAUCGCAGCUUCGUGUCACGGUGCGUGCGAUGAACCCUGUCCAGUACCGCCAAAACACUACAGCGAGCUUGGCUGCAAACCCAUCGUCGAGGAAGGUCAAUGUUGCCCGAAAAGGUACGAAUGUCCGGAGUUGACAGAUCGCGACGGGAACAAAUGUUACUUCAAUGGGAAAAUUUAUCCAGCUGGUGGUAAGCUAGCGCCGGCAGAUCAGGAAAUGAAUUCUUGCUCACCCGCCUGCUUUUGCUCGAACCACACCGUACCGGCCACAUUCCAGUGUGCCAGCAUAGAUUGCUUCGAGUUUAUGGAUACGGGUGCGGACGAUUGCAUUCACCAGUACACGCAGUAUGGUUGCUGUGCGUCGGACACCGUGUGCGGGAAGGAGAAGCUUCAAAAGCUCGCCCAGUGCUAUCUGGAGGACAAGCUGUAUUACGAGGGCCAGCGGAUGUACCCGUCGGAUGAACCGUGCCAAUCUUGCCUCUGCAAACCGGGCUUCGACAACAGCACCAUCGUGAACAAUACGCACUGCCACGAGAUACAGUGCGGGCUGGAACUGCACGCUGGCAGUCGGAUCGCGAUGGGUUGCAUACCGAUCUACUUCGGAAACCAUCGAUGCUGUCCGAUCUCGUGGAAGUGCCCGACCGACAAUGAUGAGGCGAUCGUCGACGGGCGUACGGAACCAACCGAUGUGCAGGAACCGAACAUGCAGUGUAAGUUCGGCAAGCUGACGCUCAACAAGGGUGAUGGCAUUACCAGCGACAACAAGUGUGUCGAUUGCAAAUGCACGGUGCCACCGUUGGCGCAUUGCAUUCAGCGUGCGGAUUGUUAAGAGGAAAGUAGAUUAGCAUAAGUUAUGUUU